Messenger RNA from Acanthosepion pharaonis, 3849 nucleotides. The record is from the annotation of a GenBank genome assembly. Lineage: Eukaryota; Metazoa; Mollusca; Cephalopoda; Sepiida; Sepiidae.
AUGUAUCUAUCUAUCUAUCUAUCUAUCUGUUUUCAUACCUUUAAUCCCAUUUUUCUAAGUUUUUCCAUUUCUAAAUCCGUUUAUUUUUUAAAUGUUUCCUUUUCGGAAAAUUAUGGUUUUCAUGUCCAUUUGUAUCGAUCUAUCCAACCCAAUCUGUUCGUAUCUAUCUAUCUAUCUAUCUAUCUAUCUAUCUAUCUAUCUAUCUAUCUAUCUAUCUGUGUGAAUCUUUGCAUAUCUAUCUUAGUAGACUAUUUAACAAUCAUAGUAGGCAAAUAUCUAAGUAAACUCCUAACGAUUCAAGUAAGGAUCUAUCUAUCUAUCUAUCUAUCUAUCUAUCUAUCUAUCAGCAUGAUUGCAUCUAUCUACUUUUGUAUACGCACAUGGAGGCACAGACGAUAUUACAAUAGAGACAUAUCUACCUAUUUAUCUAUCUAUCUACAUACGUAUCUAUCAAUCUACAAACCUACUUACGUAUUUAUCUAUCUAUGUAGUGGACACAUAUCAAGUAGAACCAUAUCUAUCUAUCUAUCUGCCGUUAAUCUCAUUUUUUAUAUUAGACUCAUAUUUAUCUCAGUAGAAUUAUAUCUAUCUAUCUAUUUCAUUUUUUUUCGUAUACAACGAAGGUUGCACCGCUUCAGCUUCGGCAUCAACUUCUAUUCGCAUUCUUACAGCAUUUCUUACAACCCCUUCAAAUGGCUCUUCUACACGACGAACAUCCGAACAACCUUAGCACGUCAGCAACUGAAGACCCUAAUACCGUUAACGUUAAAGCAUCACCAGAACAGGCGACUGGAAGGAGGAUUCCAUCGAAUAACUUCGGUUACAGAUGAUCAUAUAGCGUCUACUUCAAACUCUGCUUUGCACUCUUCUGAGUGCCGUGGCGAUGACCGACCCGGCAGCUUUGCUAAGCGUGCCAAAAUACCACGGCGAGGCAACCUUAGCAGGCAUUCUAAAAGAACCUCUGCGGCAAAGAGAAAGCGAGAGGAGGAAACGGAGAUAGAGGCCUCUUUGAGGCUUUCCAGUCAAUCUCAACGGAGGCCGUAUGUUUUGUCACAUGAAACGCUUGGUGAGCAUAACUACCGUUUGUACUGCAAAUCAGUUUACACAUAUUCGUUGAAAAGUAAGAGGAAACUACCUAAACGCUUGCAAGACAACAAAAAAGCGGCUUCAUUACAAGCGCUUUUGCGGUCUCGACAGAGCCCGCAUCGAAAAGCUACUCGCAAUGCAGCCGACGCCGCUGCAACUUCCAUUCGACAGUCCCAGGAGUCCACGGUUGAGAAAACCGCACGUAACGCAGCAAAAGCUGCGGCAUCGUCCAUUCGACGGUCCCAGGAAUCCAUGGCUGAGAAAACCGCACGCCAUACUUCUGCUGCGAGGGCGUCGGAAAGUUCCGCACAAAAGCGCACAAGCCGGCAACGCGAUGCAAUUUCUACUCCCGCUGCUAGAGCUAUGACCUCUUUUGGUGGUAAUGCCUUCCGCGAAGUCGGUUGGAAUCCCACCUUCAAGGUUCAAGGUCAUGUUUACCGCCGGAUUGGGUCUAUUUUGCCGGAAACUGCCACUGAUUCGGCCUUUCUACAAAUAUACUUCAUAGCUGACUACAUUCAACAGGCAGAUGCCCGCAUGGGCAUUAUUCCCGAGAACGAUACAGGCCAGGACAAUCAUCCUCGCAGGGAUAUCAUAAUGAGUCUCCAACAAAUGCUCCACGAGACAAACAGCUAUGUCCGCAGUUUUAAGUAUGCUCUCGAAAAUAACUCUUCUUCUGAUUUCAUUAUUGUAAUUGAUGCUGAAAAACGGCCUCAGGAAGAGCACGAACGUCGUUACAAUGCUCCCGCAAGUGACGAAGUUUCCGUCAUUGUCAGCGGUGAUCAGCACAACAGACGUGACAUUGUUAUCGAAUCACACGGCAGUGGGCUCCGAAGGAUCAGUGAAAUGCACAGGUCCUACGAUGCACUGCAAUACCCACUUUUCUUCCCUUACGGAGAAGAUGGAUACCACUUUGGCAUUCUGCCAAAUAGGUCCACCUUAAAAACAGUGUCUUUCAGGGAUUUCUACGCCUACCUAUUGAUGGUACAUGAGGUAGACAUGGCGGCUAAGAUGGAAUCCGAAAGACUCUGUUACAUCAGAUUGAAUCAGACCAAGUUGCACUGCGACUCUUACAUUCACCUCCGUGAUGCUUUACGAAAUGACGCUGAUCCACGCAAUAUAGGCAAGAUGUGCAUACUACCUGCAACGUUCACAGGCAGUCCACGAUACAUGAACGCGAGGACGCAAGACGCGAUGACAUACGUUCGUAAGUACGGCCGACGAGACCUUUCACGUGUAACCCAAAAUGGGGGCGUCAUUAGCAGCACAGAGGGCCAUUGGCACAUACUCAGCUUCUCCAUCCACGAACGCCUCCCAGCAACCGUCCAGCUUGCUGUGCACCUAGAAAACGACGAACUUCGUAAUUUUUCAGCAAUGGAUGUGGCUGCGCGUACCAAAGACACAACGCUUACAGCGUUCUUCAAACUUUGUCGACAGGAUAAUUUGUUGGACUCUACUGUACCCAGACGUGCCUUCAUACUACGUGUGGACAAAAAAGAACACCUGGGCUCGGCGGAAGUGCGGGGCCAGCGUCGAGGGCUAUCCAGGCGUCAAAAAAGACACCACACUCGGAAGGGUCCCCCCAUCGCGACAGGAAUGUUUUUACUUGCGACUCCUUUUGCACGAAACGACGACAGCCAGUGGGAUGCCACAAUGGCUGAGGGAGCCGAAAAAAUGCCCUCUGCUUUGCGCCACCUCUUCGCCACAGUUCUCGGUUUUCAUCACUAUUUGUAUCUAUCUAUCCAUCCAUUCCAAUCUGUUCAUUAUCUAUCUAUCUAUCUAUCUAUCUAUCUAUCUAUCUAUCUAUCUAUCUAUCUAUCUAUCUAUCAGCAUGAUUUACUGAUAUCUAUUUAUCUUAGUAGAAGCAUAUCUAUCUUUAUAUCUAAGUUGAACCUCAUCUGUCGAAGUAGAACCAUAUCUAUCUAUCUAUCUAUCUAUCUAUCUUAUAGACAUAUAUCUAACAUGAUAGACAUCUAUCUAUCUAUCUAUCUAAUAUCUAUCUAUCUAUCUAUCUAUGCAGCUGAUUAUCAGGAAGUAAAUUUUGAAGAUGAAGGCCCUCUAAAGAGAAUCGUAUGUCUUCUAGAGAAUAUGCAAGGUGUCAAUAUCAUUGUUAACUCAACUGACAAAUCACUUAAACUUUCAAGAGGGGGUAAAAUAUCAAAAACAAUAUUGAGAUAUGGAGGAAAAGAAAUACAAGAAGAACUCAAUGAAAAAUAUCCCAAUGGAAUCCAACCUGGUAAAGUUGCUGUUACUAAUGGAUAUGGCCUUCCUUUUAAUUAUGUCUAUCAUUGUAGCUUGCAAGGUAUAAAUAACAGAGUUUCUCAUCAUGAAAUAAGAGAGGUUGUUGCUGAAUGUCUUCGGAAAGCUGUAGAUCAACUCAGGCAUCCAACAAUUGCAUUUCCAGCCAUUGGAAUGGGUGAGUCCACAUGUUCAUAUCUAUCUAUCUAUCUAUCUAUCUAUCUAUCUAUCUAUCUAUCUAUCUCAGUAGAAUAUUUAAUAACCUAUCAUAGUAGACACAUAUAUAAGUCAACUUCUAGCGAUCCAAAGGAAGUUCUAUCUAUCUAUCUAUCUAUCUAUCUAUCUAUCUAUCUAUCGAUAAGCAUGAUCGCAACUAUCUCAUUUUGUAUACGCACAUGUAGACACAGACGACAUACAUGCUGCUUUCUAUCUCAAACUAUCUUUGUCAAUAAUCAUAUCUAUCUAUCUAUCUAUCUAUCUAUCUAUCUAUCUAUCUAUCUCAGUAGACCCAUAUUUAUCUAUCUCUGA